UGUCCUCCAGUCUGGCUCGUUUCAGAAGGCUGGGCUGACCACUCGCGAGCAGCCGUGAUGCUCGAUACCACGGACAGCGCGUUUCCCAUGGAUUCGUCCCUGGCCGACGGGGGUCGUGCUUGCAGGGAGGACCCAGCUCUGACGCGUUGGACCUAUGCCCGCACUAUCAACGUGCCCGCUAACGUCCGACCCACCCCCAAGACCUCCCUGCUGGGGCUGCUGUUUGGGGCGGGACCCCUUGUGUUCUGGUACUUUGUCCUCAAGAAAAGCAGGGACCGUAAAGAGAGGUUGAUACAGGAGGGGAAACUGGACCGCCGAUAUCAUCUUUCUUAUUGAUUUGAUGGA
Messenger RNA from Lepisosteus oculatus (spotted gar), 345 nucleotides. The record is from RefSeq and is a predicted model, not a curated record. NCBI's taxonomy places the organism in Eukaryota, Metazoa, Chordata, Actinopteri, Semionotiformes, Lepisosteidae.